Molecule: messenger RNA, 602 nt
Organism: Otolemur garnettii (small-eared galago)
Lineage: Eukaryota; Metazoa; Chordata; Mammalia; Primates; Galagidae
Gene: FABP4
Product: fatty acid binding protein 4
Exons: 4
Coding region: 72-470 (132 amino acids)
Biological process (GO): fatty acid transport
Cellular component (GO): nucleus; cytosol
Molecular function (GO): fatty acid binding
Source: RefSeq, a predicted model, not a curated record
GGAUUAUAGCCCAUUGCUGAAAGCUGUCACUUCUUUCUCACCUGGAAGAAUAAUCCUAGAAAACUCGCAACAUGUGUGACGCCUUCGUGGGUACCUGGAAACUUGUCUCCAGUGAAAACUUCGAUGAUUACAUGAAAGAAGUAGGAGUGGGCUUUGCUACCAGGAAAGUGGCUGGCAUGGCCAAACCCAACGUGAUCAUCAGUGUGAAUGGGGAUGUGAUCACCAUUAAAUCAGAAAGUACCUUUAAAAAUGUUGAGAUUUCCUUCCAACUGGGCCAGGAAUUUGACGAAGUCACUGCGGAUGAUAGGAAAGUCAAGAGCCUCAUAACCUUAGAUGACGGUGCUCUGGUACAGGUGCAGAAGUGGGAUGGCAAAUCAACCACCAUCAAGAGAAAACGAGAGGGUGAUAAACUGGUUGUGGAAUGUAUCAUGAAGGGCGUCACUGCUACCAGAGUUUAUGAGCGAGCAUAAGCCAAGAAACCCUGAUCUGAACUGAAGUUUGCACCGAACUCUUUGACAUUCUGUUGUAACUAAAAAAUAUUGUUGUUUUCUACUAUUUACCAAAUGACUGAUUUUAUUCAAUAUGGUUCUAUUGGUUAAAUA